Trichoderma atroviride IMI 206040 is the source of this 774-nucleotide messenger RNA. The record is from RefSeq and is a predicted model, not a curated record. Lineage: Eukaryota; Fungi; Ascomycota; Sordariomycetes; Hypocreales; Hypocreaceae.
GCGAUAGCGCGAGAUUGCCCAGCUUGGAUCCCCAAACUCACAUACACCUGCUCACUCAGCCUCGUCGUUUCAUGCACCAAAGCGAUCAGAUCAUAGACCACGUCCAGGGAAGCUCUCUUCAGAGCUCAGCCGCAACCAUGCCGGAAGGCGAAGCCUCACAAGCUCAGAACCCAUCCCAAAAUGCCUCCAGAGGAGCUCCUCGAGCUCGUAGAGGCAGAGGUCGUGGCGGCAGAGGACGAGGAGGACACCACCACGGUGAUCAGGCUCAGGCAGCUCAAGGGCAGCAGACCCCACAACAGGUCAGCUCAGAAAACUCGUCUACGCCCACAGCAAACCCAAACCAGCCCCAGCAAGAAUCUGCAGCUUCUGGAAAUUCAUCAAGAUCAUCUCGCGGAGGAAGAGGCCGAAGAGGGCCGCGGCAGAGCGAGCGAGGUGGCGCAAGACACAGCGCCCCUCGAGCUCCUCUGCCAGGCCCAUCACGGCGAUUUGGAGGUCAUCUCACAACGGAAGUCGAUGACGCAGAUGCAGAUGCAGAUGCAGAUGCUCCUUCAUUAAGUGCAGAGGCUCCUGAGUUUGUACCGGGCCAGCCGGUAUUACCAAGGGCGUAAGUAGCUUGUUUUGUAUACCAUUUAAUUUCUGGUAGCCUUCAGCUGCUGACGACUCUUUAGGCAGCCAAGGAGAUCUGAGGCAUCUAAGAAGCCUGAGGUUAGACUUCCCAAAUCUACGGCUGCAGACCUCGGAACCAGAAUCCACGAGGAUAUCGGCAAUAGCAAC